This is a messenger RNA of Pristis pectinata (smalltooth sawfish), 2793 nucleotides long. It is a transcript of the gene usp13, whose product is annotated as ubiquitin specific peptidase 13. Gene Ontology annotation, biological process: protein deubiquitination. The record is from RefSeq and is a predicted model, not a curated record. Gene Ontology annotation, molecular function: protein binding; zinc ion binding; cysteine-type deubiquitinase activity. The transcript is spliced from 24 exons. Lineage: Eukaryota; Metazoa; Chordata; Chondrichthyes; Rhinopristiformes; Pristidae. The coding region runs from base 2 to 2539 and encodes 845 amino acids.
CAUGGCUGCAGACAUCGGAGAACUGCUGGUCCCGUACAUGCCAACUAUCCGAGUCCCUAGAUCAGGGGACAGGGUCUACAAGAACGAAUGCGCCUUCUCCUUUGACUCCCCAGAAUCUGAAGGCGGCCUUUAUGUGUGCAUGAGUACUUUCCUUGGGUUUGGAAGGGAACACGUGGAAAGGCAUUAUCGCAAGACAGGGCAAUGUGUCUACAUGCAUCUAAAACGAACCAUAAGGGAGAAAGCCACAGGAGCUUCUGGUGGAGUGCUUCCAAAGAAGAGAUCUCCUCGGAUUUUUCUCGACCUGGAGGUGAACAAAGACUUCAACAACGAAGAUUAUGAAUAUGAAGAUGAAGCUAAACUUGUUAUAUUUCCUGACCACUUUGAAAUUGCUUUGCCAAACAUAGAAGAGUUACCAGCACUGGUGACAAUAGCAUGUGAUGCAGUGCUGUCUGCGAAAUCUCCAUAUGGAAAACAAGAUUCUGAAUCAUGGGAAGAAGAGCUGAAACAUUCAAAACAUGAGGACACCCUCCAACAACUGGACAAUGGAGUCCGAAUCCCUCCCAGUGGCUGGAAAUGUGCCUGGUGUGACCUGAGGGAGAAUCUUUGGCUGAACCUGACAGAUGGUUCCAUAUUGUGUGGGAAAUGGUUCUUUGACGGCAGUGGCGGAAACGGACACGCUCUUGAACAUUAUCGAAAGAAAAAAUACCCUUUGGCAGUUAAAUUAGGAACUAUUACUCCGGAUGGUGCAGAUGUAUACUCAUUUGAUGAAGAGGAAGCAGUACUCGAUGCAAAUAUUGCAGAACAUUUGAUGCACUUUGGUAUCGACAUGCUGACAAUGCAAACGUCUGAAAAUGGUAAUCCAGUCAAUGAUAUAAAGCCACGAAUCAGUGAGUGGGAGGUGGUCCAGGAAUCUGGGACGAAGUUGAAGCCAAUAUAUGGGUCUGGCUACACAGGCAUCAAGAAUCUAGGAAACAGCUGUUAUCUCAGUUCCAUCAUGCAGAUAAUCUUUAGCAUCCCUGACUUUCAGAGAAGGUACGUAGGAAACCUCCAAAGAAUAUUUGAUUACUCUCCUCUGGAUCCAACACAAGAUUUUGAAACACAGAUGGCCAAGCUGGGACAUGCACUACUCUCAGGCCAGUACUCCAAACCUCCAAUGAAGUCUGAGGUUAUUGAACAGGUGAUGAAAGAAGAAAAGAAGCCCCAGCAACAAGGGAUGGCGCCCAGAAUGUUUAAAGCUUUAGUUGGAAAAGGACAUCCAGAAUUUUCAUCAAACCGACAACAGGAUGCAUUAGAAUUCUUUCUGCAUUUAAUCAGCCUUGUAGAUAGAAACAAUAAUGGUACAGAUGAUCCCAGUGAAGUCUUUCGCUUUAUGGUAGAAGAUCGUGUCCAAUGUUGCCAAUCCAGGAAAGUCAAGUACACACAGAGAGUUGACUACAUCAUGCAACUUCCUGCUGUCCUGCAGACUGCUAGUAACAAAGAGGAACUUGUAGCAUAUGAACUAAAGAGGCGAGAAGCUGAGAUAGCAAAGCGACCUUUAAGAGAGGUUGUUCGUGCCAAAAUUCCAUUCAGUGCUUGUCUUCAAGCAUUUCAAGAGCCAGAAAAUGUCAGUGACUUCUGGAGCAGUGCUCUUCAAGCAAAGUCAGCAGCAGUAAAGACAAUCCAUUUUGCUUCAUUUCCUGAAUAUCUGGUGAUUCAAAUAAAGAAAUUUACCUUUGGUAUAGACUGGGUACCAAAAAAAUUAGAUGUCUCAAUAGAUAUGCCAGAUCUCCUAGAUAUCUCCCACCUUAGAGCAACAGGUUUGCAACCUGGAGAGGAAGAACUCCCUGACAUUUUCCCACCCAUCGUCAUCACUGAUCAAAGCAAAGGCCAUCUGCUGAACCAUUUCAUGGAGUCUCCUGAAAUUGAUGAAUCCGCAGUGAUGCAGCUGGCUGAGAUGGGAUUUCCCCUGGAGGCGUGUCGGAAAGCGGUUUACUACACUGGAAAUUUGGGGGCCGAGUUGGCCUUUAACUGGAUCAUAGCACACAUGGAAGAACCCGAUUUUGCUGAACCACUGACACUAUCAGGGUGUAAUGAAUUUGGCAGUGGUCAGUACGAGGUUGGUCUAUCUGGAGGAGCCUCUUCAGUGAAAAACCAGCCACCAGAAGAGAUUGUUGCCAUCAUUACAUCAAUGGGAUUUCACAGGAACCAGGCCAUCCAAGCACUGAAAGCAACUAAUAACAACUUGGAGAGAGCAUUGGAUUGGAUCUUCACGCAUGCAGACAGCGAGGAUGAAAGUGAGGCAGUGUCAGAGGUUGAUUCACAAUCACACAUCAAUACCGAAACAGAGCCAGCAGGCCCCAGAAUCAAGGAUGGACCUGGAAGAUAUGAGUUAUUUGCUUUCAUUAGCCACAUGGGAGCAUCCACAAUGUCUGGUCAUUAUGUCUGUCAUAUCAAAAAAGAGGGAAGAUGGGUAAUCUACAAUGACCAUAAAGUCUACGCUUCAGAGAAACCUCCUAAAGAUCUGGGAUACAUUUACUUUUAUCAACGGAUUGCCUACUAAGCUUGAGAAAACCAUAAUCUUCCUUCUUUCCAAAGAGCAAAAAAAUCUACAAACUGUCAAAGCUACAGGCCAGAAAAUCCUUAAAUCCAGACCAACCCAGGACUUUAUGUUGCCAUCUAUUUCACUGGAUUCCUAUUGCUGGCAUGGCAAAAAGAACUCAGUAGGAACUAAGAAAGUGUUCUUGAAAAUUUUGAUUCAGGGGGAGAUGAGGAGGCAGUAUACACUACUUUGGAGUGUUCUGAGUUGCAGCUUCA